Molecule: messenger RNA, 795 nt
Organism: Drosophila pseudoobscura
Lineage: Eukaryota; Metazoa; Arthropoda; Insecta; Diptera; Drosophilidae
Exons: 3
Coding region: 16-570 (184 amino acids)
Source: RefSeq, a predicted model, not a curated record
CACGGCACAUGGCACAUGGCGCUCGGUCGCGAGUUGGGCGCUCAGUCCAAUAGAGGCAUUUGGAACGAGAUGCGACUGCUACUGCUGCCGGCCGGGGUGCUCGUGCUCCUGCUGUUCCUGCUCCGACUGCCCUUGCCAGGGGACGGAGCGGGUCGGGUGAUAUACUUUAACCAGCUGAAAGAGAACCAGACCCUUCAGGCGGGCAAGAAUGCGACGGACAGGCUCGGCAAGGGCAUGCUCUUCGAUGUGGGACGGGGCAACUGCCAUCGAGGGUACAUGCACGAUCAUCAUGGCCGCUGUCGGAGGAACGAGGUCGAUAUGUCGCUGCAACGCUGCAACGUCCAUCAGCUGCUCCUGUAUUCGGUCUGCCUGCUCGCGGUGAUCGUGUUUUGUGCCCCGGCGGGUAGCGAGUCGCGUCGCGUGAUCUUCUUGGCCCCCAAUGGCAUCCAUCGCGGACAGAUCUUGGCCACGCAUGGCAUGGAGAAGCCCUGCCCGCAGUGUCACAUGCACGAUCAUCGCGGCAAUUGUCGUCGCAUCAUUUCGUACAAUGCAGAUGGUGUGCGCUGCUGAGGAGGGAAAGAGCCAGUGAAAGCGCCCAAAAUGAAACAAAACCCAACCAAGACCAAAAUCAAAAUCAAAUCCAUCGAAACGAAUCUCCAACUCUCUCAAAACAACAGCAUUAUUCGUGCUCUAUUUAUUUAUGUUAUUUAUCUGCCUCGCACUCGCUCUAGAAUUCGCCCUAUUUUACAACCAAAAUACACAUACUUACUACAACAUAUAUAAUAAUAAAUACAA